Messenger RNA from Zootoca vivipara (common lizard), 4245 nucleotides. It is a transcript of the gene ZNF804B, whose product is annotated as zinc finger protein 804B. The record is from RefSeq and is a predicted model, not a curated record. Gene Ontology annotation, cellular component: nucleus. Lineage: Eukaryota; Metazoa; Chordata; Lepidosauria; Squamata; Lacertidae.
CGCUCGGGCUGCUGCUGUUGCCGCCGCUUCCUUCGACACAGUCUGCUGCUGGCAGCGAGAACCCGGGCGCUGGAUGAGCGAGAGACCGGGGGCGGGCGGGUAGCGGCUGCUGCGCCUUGAGGGUUUCUGCUCCCGCCGAGGGCAGGAGGAGCGGCGGCGCUGGGCGGCUCUUGCUGCUGCUGCUGCUGCUGCUGGAGAGGAUCCCGUCCGCUUCCGCCACGCGCUCCCCUCCAGAUCUGGCGUCUGCUGGCGGGCUGACCCACUGCCCCUUUCUCAACCCCGCCCGGACCCGCAUGGCGUGCUACCUGGUCAUCAGCUCCAGGCAUCUCAGCAACGGGCACUACCGUGGCAUUAAAGGGAUCUUCAGGGGACCGCUCUGCAAAAACGGCUCGGCCUCUCCGGAUUUUGCUGAAAAGGAGAAGGCAGCAGCAAGGGCUCUAGAGGAUGUGAAGGCUAACUUCUACUGUGAAUUAUGUGACAAGCAGUAUCAUAAACACCACGAAUUUGACAACCACAUCAAUUCCUAUGAUCAUGCUCACAAGCAGAGGCUGAAAGAGCUAAAACAAAGGGAAUUUGCACGGAACGUGGCUUCAAAAUCCUGGAAAGAUGAGAAGAAACAGGAAAAAGCACUCAAGCGACUCCAUCAGCUGGCUGAGCUGCGGAAGCAGUCAGAAUGCGUUGCUGAAUGCAGACCUGCAUUUAAAUCUCCCCAAGUGGUUGUAGAAAAAGAGCCGACGCCACAAGAUAAACUUCUGAUAGCUCAAGAAGGCAAAGUCAAGAAUACAGCUGAAGGAAAAAGCAUCACCAGCAGCACUUCAGAGAAACAGCAGGAACUUUUGCUAAGCAAGAACCAGUCUUGCAUAGAGACACACCGUUUCCUUAGAAGCCACAUCUCUCCCGCGUUCUCCUGUGGCACCAAUGGCUGCAAUCGGGCCGGGGUGUCUUUUUCAUUCUCUAAAAAAGUCCACCUGAAGCUCGAGUCAUCAGCAUCCGUUUUCAGUGAGAACAUGGAAGAAGCAUAUGACUGCAUCAGAUCCCCUCGACAUAAAGCAAAGCAGACUCCCGAAGAGUGCCGUGCGUGUAUACAUAUGAGGGACGAGAGGAAAGCAAAUGGGCAUAAACGGUUAGGCACCCUCCAAGGUCACCCAGAUAGCUUCGCCUCCUGUAAUCUGGCUCGGAAAAAUCAACUGCAGAAAGAAAACAAUCAGUACAAGGAAAGAGAGCAAACAGAAACUCAUAUUUCAUUUCGUAAAGACAAACUACAUCUUCCAGAUUUGGAUUGUUCUGGGUCUCCUGGUGCAAAAGAACAAGGAGGAGAGUUGAACGAGACCCAGAAAUCCUUGGAAAACGUUGUUACACCUCAAUGCCAAACAAGUAACAUUUGUAUGCAACAAGACACUUACAAGCACAGUGAUGGCCUGUUACCAGAAUGUGUCUCUGAGUCCUUAGCCCAACGAUCAUCUGAGCAAGGACAUCAGUGUGAGGGAAACUACAGUCCCUGUCUAUUCAAACAAUCUUCUGAUUAUACAGAAGCUGUCAAUGCAGAUGCUGAAAUGCCUAGGGAAAAUGAACUGGUUCAUGAAAUUAAGCCUAAAGCAUUGCCUUUUCUUCAUGUACUGAGCAAAGAUGGCAGGACAGCCUUACGGUGGCCCACAGAACUUCUUUUGUUUACAAAAACAGAACCCUCCAUUUCCUAUGGUUGUAAUCCAUUGUAUUUUGAUUUUCGACUCUCCUUAGCUCAUAGAGAAAGUGAGCACCAUGAAGUCGACGAAGAAAGUCCUAAUGAGCACUCAACAAGAACUAUGGACAUAGAUGGAAAUGACGCCUUAGGUCUAACCGAGAACAAGCAACUGUCCAAUGAAAAAGAUAACCAGUCUUUGAAGCCAAAGAAGAAGAAAAGAGCUCUAAGCCUCAAAAAGUCCUGGCCAAAAUUGGAUUCAGACACAGAGAAUGAAAUGAGUCAAAGUGCUCCAAAGUACAUCUCAGAUGAUUUGAAUGAAAACCUACCUGAAGUGCCUGCACCCCUUGAUUGCUCAAAAAGGCGUUACACGAGAGCAACAAGUCCCCACACAACAAUGCAUGCGAGAUCUUUAGCACAGCAGUUGCAGAACUGUGAAAAAACUCUACAGGAGGAAGUAACUGAAAACCUUUGCAUUUAUCCCUUGGUGUCUACGACAAAGAAGCAAAAAUGUGCAAAAUGUGAUUUAAUGUAUGCCCAAAGACAAACUGACCUGGAUUUGGUCACCUGCAGCAGUGACAUAAGUGACAGCGGGAAAGAUUCCAUUCUUGGAUACAAGUUAGAUUCUCCCAGGGAGUCCAUGGGAAAUGAAGGCAAUGGGAAUUUUGCUGGUUGCUGGAAAUUCACUCCUUUGCAAAAGCCCUUUUCUGACAGACAGUCUAAUUAUUCUGACACUUCUGUUAGCAGUGCAACUAGUUACGCUAGUUGCUACUCUAGUCACAGAUCAAGUGAUCACAGCAGAAGUCAUUUGCCUUUUUGCUGCAAAAGGAAACAAAAGCCGGUUGAAAGGCAGAAAUGUAAACACAAAAAGCACAAUUGCAUUUCAUCUUCUGAUGAUGCAGGUGAGGGCUGCCUUUUCAACAAAACAAGUCAAAGAUCUAGAAACUGUGCACACAAGCAUAUGGCAAAAUAUCAAAGACAUUCGAGAUAUAGACAUUUACUACAAAGAGAUGUAUCAAAGCAAAGCAAGAACAGACACCCUCUUUGUAAACACAGCAGGAGCAGGAGCUACAGCAGCUCCAAAGGUUCUUCCACCCAAGAUUCAGGAAGCAGCGAAAGAUCAUCAAGCUGCACCAGAUCAAGAGCCAGCAGUUCGGGAUCCCUUGCAAAAGAAUCAGUGCAUGACUGGAACAAACACAAAAAGGAUAUGAAAAGCACUGACAGAGCUGAACCAGGAAAAUCAGACUCUGCACACUCAGACUGCCAGAAUGAAAGUUGUCCAUCAAAACAAGUUGGAAGCUGUUCUAUCAACCACUUAGGAAGGAAAGCAGUGGGGAAGAAGUCAUUAACUGCCAAACUCCUUUUAGAGAGGGUGAAAUCAAAGCGAAACCAGGAGCAAACUCAGAACACUGAAAGCUUUCCAAAUACCUGUGAGAAAGAUCUCCCCCAUAGUCAACCAGGUAUUAAAGGUGCAUCAUCAGUGGAUAGUGAAGCAAUGUUACCUUUGCUUGAGAAAGCCCUCCACAUUGAUACGAGCAGCAGGUGGAACAAUGGAGCUGACUCCAUGGAAAGCAGCACAGGCAAAGAUAGAGCCGAAGUUUCAACGAUAGAUAAUAUUAUUCUGACAGCUAGCACGAACUAUGGCAAUAGCCUGCUUAACGACUUGGGUUAUCAGGCCCUGAAUAUGGCACAGGACACCGCAACAAAGCAUCAACCAGAUCUCUUAGCUGGUGAAAUGCAGCCCCUACUGCAAAGCUGUAACUCAGUGCCAAAUGGUUUCCCUGGUACUUUUCCUUCUCAUGGAUAUUCUGCUGUUUCCAACCUAACAGAGACCAAAGAAGAACACCAUGCAGGUGUGGACUUGAGUGGAGUGGAAGGGGAUCUGAACUGUUACUCUGACAGUGCUAUGCAUAAAUCCGGUGAAACAGAAAACAAGACUGAGCCGUACAGUAAGUGCAUCCCCUCUCCUUUAACGCAGCAGCCUAUAACCUUUUCCCCGGAUGAGAUAGACAAAUAUAGGUUUCUUCAGCUGCAGGCCCAGCAGCAUAUGCAGAAACAGCUUGUGGCAAAGCAUCUCAAGGUUGUGCCUGCCACAGGACCAGCUGCCUUCUCUGCCUCCCCAGCUGUCCCUGUUCAGCAACACUCUUCUGUUGCCACCCUCCGCCAUACGCUGCUGCAGAGCUUUGCUCUGUCCACCGGAGUACAUCCUCACAGCAGCCAUCUUUCCCUGACUCAUAUACAUCCAUUCUCACCAUCGCCUUUUGCUCCAUUCUCACUCUCGCCCUUUACUCCGGCCUUUGUACCCGCGCACUCAGCGCUCCUGGCGGGACACCCGUUCCAUUUCAUAUCAGCGACUCCCAUCCACCCAUCCCAUCUGGCAAUCCCACCGCUGCCCCACGCAGCCUUUAUUCCUACCCUGUUCACGCCGCAGCUGAACGCAGCUGCAUCUUCUGCUGUACAUCUCAACCCUUUGAUCCAUCCAUUAUUCCAGACUCAAGAACUUCAGCAUCGCUCCUGACCUUGUUGGAGGUGUUGGUUAUCUGGAACAGAAAUGAAGAAGGCAUCAU